Molecule: messenger RNA, 746 nt
Organism: Racocetra fulgida
Lineage: Eukaryota; Fungi; Glomeromycota; Glomeromycetes; Diversisporales; Gigasporaceae
Source: the annotation of a GenBank genome assembly
UUCAAAAUCAUGAAGGUGGUUUUCAAGCUUGUCCUGAAUAUAAUACUAACUUUCCUAACGAAUGUUCUUCAAUUCCAACUAAAAUUAAAGAAAUAAUUACAAGUGAUAUAUAUGCCAAAUUGUUAGUUAUUUAUAAAAAAUUAAAAUCAAGUGAAUUUGAAGAUUUUGAUUAUGGGUUAAUUGAUCAUACAAAAGAUAUAGUUAAUUUCUGUGCAAAAGAAUUUGAUGAACCUAUAUAUUAUUUAGCAUUUUUCUUGAAUUCAAAAUUUCAGAAAAUUGCAAUAUCAAAAAAAUUAACCUUUGAUGAUAUUGUAGUUUAUGCAUUAACAUUCGCACAAAUUACUUCAACAUUAAAAAUGAUUUCGCAAAUUAAACUUGUAUUAUCUGCAAAAGUUUUUAAAAAAUGCUUAGAUAAAAAAUUAUUAACUAGAAAUGAACAAGAUAACAAUUAUUUGGAUGAUUAUAAUACUUUAUUUUCUUUGGAUUUGAUAGAUUUAAUUAAUGAUGAAGAUAAUGAGUUGGAGUUUAAUAACAUUCAAGAAAUUUACUUAGAAUCUGUGCAAAAUAAUUCAGAAUUAUUUAUAGAAAAGUUUAUUAAUUUUAAUAUAAUUGACGAAUUGGUUUUAACAUCAGACAACAUAAAAGAAAAUUUAGAAUUCGUCUUACAGAUGAGAAUAACAGGAAUACCACCACAAAAAGGUUUACACUUAUUCGACAUUGAAUUAACCAAAAUAGUCAGAAUUUAC